This is a messenger RNA of Aspergillus oryzae RIB40, 1410 nucleotides long. RefSeq lists its product as uncharacterized. The record is from RefSeq and is a predicted model, not a curated record. Gene Ontology annotation, molecular function: transmembrane transporter activity. NCBI's taxonomy places the organism in Eukaryota, Fungi, Ascomycota, Eurotiomycetes, Eurotiales, Aspergillaceae. Gene Ontology annotation, biological process: transmembrane transport. The transcript is spliced from 5 exons. The coding region runs from base 1 to 1410 and encodes 469 amino acids.
AUGGCGAGCGAAAAGCAGCUGCCUUGGGGUUACCGAUGGCGCUCAUCCCGAACCUUCAUCAUCUCGACGAUUAUCAUCGCCUUCGCUUCACCAGAAACCUUCCUGUAUGGCUUCGUGGUUCCGAUCUUGAGCUUUAUGCUCGAAUCUCGUCUUAAAAUGGAUCCAUCCAAGACCCAGCGGAUGACCACCGCCGUCCUGACCGUGCAUGGCUUCGUGUCUCUGAUCUUCGCGCCCGUCAUUGCCCAUUUUGCGGAUAAGACGCCCAACCGCAAGGCCCCGCUCCUGAUCGCUCUUGCAGGAUGCGUCGCAGGUACUCUUUUAGUAGCCUCCACUUUUUCCAUUGAGGCGCUUUUUGUCGGUCGGAUCCUGCAAGCAGUGGCCGGCAGCGCCACGUGGAUUAUAGGGUUUGCCACCUUGACUGACAAUGUCGAUCUGGACCAUAUGGGCAAAGCCAUGGGAACGGCCAUGGCUUUUGUGACAGCCGGCCAGCUCAGUGGUCCUAUCGUCGCGGGUGCGCUGCUGGAGUGGGUGGGAUACUGGCCGACUUGGAGCGCUCCUCUGCUAGUGCUCUGCCUGGAUAUCAUCGCACGUCGACUGAUGAUCGAAAGGCGAGAAUUACCGCUUGAUGACCGACCCCGUUCCCCAAAGCUGGCCGCUCCUCACGACCCAGAAGAGAGCGAAAGGGCACCGCUGCUUCCAUCAACCCCUACCAACGAGUCCCCAGACUAUAAUGCGGUCCCCACGGAGGCUGAGCAGGUUGGACCAUCUCGCUCUUUUUACCGCAUCAUGAUAGGUGAUAUUGGCGUUGUAGCCAGCGUUGCAAACACGCUUAUUUUUGCAACUCUCAUCUCCGCUUUCGAUGCCACCCUCCCCCUUCAUCUGCGCGACACUUUUCACUGGAAUACCCUCUCCGUGGGCAUGAUUUUCCUUUCUCUCCAGGUUCCCUCUAUGUGUCUUGGCCCUUUGGUCGGGUGGCUUCGCGAUCGCGCUGGUGCCCGCUGGCCGGUGACGAUCGGCUGGGCGCUGUCGGCCCCAUUGCUGUGGCUUUUAGGUGUUCCUGGCGAGAAGAUGUUUCCGUGGGCCAGCCCGGAGACCAAUGGCGAAGCGAUCUUCAUCACUGGUCUGGUCACUAUUGGUAUUGUUUUCACCUUGAUUCGCGGUGCGGGCACAAUGCAGUUGGUUGCUGCUACUAAGGCCAUGGAAGCAAAGGAUCCCAAAAUCUUCGGUGAAUUCGGCGGUAGUUCCCGAGUCUCUUCGCUGGCCGAAGUGGCUUUCAGUCUCGGUUCCAUGCUAGGCCCGCUAAUUUCAGGCACUUUAUCUGAAAUGGUCGGUUAUUUCUAUAUGAAUCUGGUUAUGGGUGCAAUUUGUCUGCCGGUGGCGUUAUCGUGUUUCCUGUUCUUUACAGUUUAG